Messenger RNA from Anopheles coluzzii, 5233 nucleotides. RefSeq names its product cartilage-associated protein-like. The coding region runs from base 616 to 2109 and encodes 497 amino acids. The record is from RefSeq and is a predicted model, not a curated record. Gene Ontology annotation, cellular component: endoplasmic reticulum. Lineage: Eukaryota; Metazoa; Arthropoda; Insecta; Diptera; Culicidae. Gene Ontology annotation, biological process: collagen fibril organization. The transcript has 8 exons. Gene Ontology annotation, molecular function: collagen binding.
CCGUCGUAAAAAAAACUUCUGUUCCUCCCCAAAUCCAUAGCCGGGAGAUGCGGUUUGCUUCAAACAAUCAAUAAAUCCGAUUGUUUGCGCGUCAACACAACCAGUCAACCGUCAGCGAAGUACACGGCGGUGUACAUUUUUCCUCCAAAAGAGCGAAAACACAGAAACACUUGCGUUUGUUUAUACAGAGCAUGUGGAAGCAUUGCGCUGCGCGUACGUGCUUGGAAGGGCUAACGCGACGACGGCAAGAAUAUUGUCCACACAGCAUGCCUUAUCGAUCAACGCAACGAUCGCGACAAAAGGGAAGCGAAUACCAGCGUGCUGGUAUUGGUGUGUGCUUGAGCGCAAGCAUAAAACCGGAGCAUCACGUUACGAUCGGCAUGAAACGAUGCUGCUGCUGCUGCUGCAGCUUCAGGUAUUGCCUUCUCUUUCUAGCCGCUUUUCGGCCAGAGCACGGUGUACGGUCGCACAGGAAGUGAUUGCGUGAGGUUCUGCUGCUGAAGUGCAGAGUGUUUGAUGUCUGAGUCUAGACGAAAGAAGUGCCAACAGUCUGCAGACAGCCAAGAAUAGCAAACUGAAACAACAGCGGCUUUCCCCCGGUCGGCGAACUCGGCGAUGAUCGUCUACGUGGAAGUGAUGAUGAUAUCACGCAGGCGCUGGAAUUGGAUGCUGCUUUUUAUCGGCUGCUGUUGCUUGGUUACGCUCGCCGUAGCCCAAACGCAGGAAUCCGAUGCAACGUCAGCAUCGGCAGAAGGGACCGACACCACCGCGACUGCUUCCUCCGCCGCAAGAGAGGACACGGAGCGAACAGUGUACAGCGACCCACCGGACACACCGGAAGAUGGCAGCAGCUUCAUCGACCAGUACGAGCAGGGCGUGCAGGCGUACCUCACGAACGAGUGGGAAGACUGUGUGUACUUUCUCGAGCGCGCACUGGAGGGCUACCGGACGUACUACGAGUCGGUGGCAAACUGUCGCAUGGAGUGCGAGUACGCCGCGCGCGACGUCAAGCAUCGGGGCGAGUUCCUGCACGGCAGCAACGUAGACAAUCUGCAGCACUACGAGCUGAUUCUGCGCCGAACGCUCUGCCUGUCCAAGUGUGCCCGGCGGUAUGCGAUCUAUCGGUACCUUCCGUUCAGCGAAGACUUCGACGGACACUACAUGGAUGUAUUUCAGGAGCUGAAGGUGUACCCCUAUCUGUACGCGUGCUACGUUAAGUCAAACCGAGUAACGCUGGCAGCAUCGGCCGCCUAUACGUAUCUGGUGAAACAUCCGGAGAAUACAGUGAUGAAGAAAAAUUUCGAAGAAGCAAUCGAAAUGCCCGGAAUCGAUCGGGACGAGAUCCACGAUCUCGAGGAGAAGAAAUUCGUCGAACUGCUUAUCGGAGGCAUCGUCGACGAGCAGGAAAACAACUGGGAGCGUGCGAUCGAACAGCUCGAGAGCUCCAUCAAGCAGUUCAUCUUUGACGAGAACCAAUGCCGCGCCUUUUGCGAGGGUGAAUUUGAUCACGGUUUCCUGCCCGACUUUAUCACCGCGAUCGGAAAUCAUUUUACGUAUGCGCUGCAGUGCAAACGGAACUGUACCUCGAACAUGGGUAUGGUGCGUGGGAAAUACUACGACAAUCUGUUCCCCCGCCACUAUCAACAUCUGCAGAAAGCUUACUAUCACGUAAAACGGUACGAAGAAUCGUACCGGGCCGGUAUGAGCUAUUUGCUGUUCCACGCAGAUGAUUUCGAUAUGCCGGAAGCACUGAAAACGAUCGAAGCGGAAGCCAAGGGUUCAGUGACAGCCAACUUCUUCAAGGCUCGUCGGGAAGCGGUCGAGUACAAUGAUCGGCUGCAGUACGAGGAAAAGCUGGCACGUUUCAUAAAGCAAGAGUUUGAUCUGCUGGAUAAUGUAGCCGAUUCGAAUGCCGAGCUGGAUGAUGCAGAUUUUGAAGAUGAAGACACGGUGGAUACAAUGGAAGGUAACAGAGUGGAUGAGGAUGGGGAGACGCUGGAGCAAAACGAUCAAAAAGAGCUUGAAGAGGAUACUCAACCACCUGCAGAUGGCAGCAAUGAGCUUUAUCCAGCAGAAACUAUCGGGUAUAACGAUCACGACGAGCUGUAGGAGAGGCUGAACGAGGUCCGAUCAUCCUUCAGAAGCGGUUAGUCAUCCGCCCGCUGUGCCAUAAAGGUGUCUUCUAGUAGAUCUUAACAUUGAAACUCACCUCUCACACAUACACACUGUCUUUUUUUAAAUUACAAUAAGUUAAGCAAUAAAUAAACGAACAAAACUGAAGAGAGAGAGCUCUACACCAAAAAGGGAAACAAAAGACAAGAUGAAGUCUUUGCAAUCGAUUUGCUUUUGGUUUGUUAUUUGUUUCUUUUUAUUCCGGUUUUUUUGUUUUUAAUAAUGCUUUACAUAGAUCAAACAUAUCUAAACUUUGGAAAAUGUACCAUUUCAAAUAUAUAUAAUAUAUGUAUAUAUGUAUAAUAAUAUAAUGUAUCUAAACGUCCGUUCUAUGGGAAGUGUGUGUAUGUAUGUUAUGAGUAAGUGUUGCACACGUGCUAUCUGCCGAUCUUUUCCUCCGCUUUAUUCUGCUUUGUUGUUUGUUGUCUGGUGUGAUUUUCAGUUCAUUUGUUCUGUUUCGGUUUGGUUUUGUGUUUCGGUUCGUGUUAUUGAAUAAUGUUUCGUUUUCGUCUCUAUUCUGUUUUGUCUAUUACGGUGUAGUUCUGCUGGUUUUCGUCUGUAUCUCGUCUUCCUACUGUAUGCCUUUUGUCCUGUCUGCUUCAUGUCACGUUCCAAUUUUAAAUGACCUAGAAUUAUAAAUUCCUUUCAGGAUGUUAGUUUAAAUUAAUUGGAAAAAUAUCGUCUGUGUUUGCGUGCAUACAUACACACGCACACACAAACACCGCUUGCCAGGGCUUUUUUUAAAGCAUAUUCAGCACAACACAGCACAUAAAACACGUGGCCCGUAGCAUGGGUAAGAAGAGGGGGAAAAUCGGUUUAUACUUCAAGUUAAACAGAGUUUCUUGUUUCGUUUGUUCAUUUCUCGCUUCCUUUUCCAUUAUACCCCGAAUAUGACACACACGAUUUGCAUACACGCAUACACUAUCACACUCUCAUACACACUUGUUUAACUCGGUUUUUAGUUUUCUCUGUUUUACACUUUUAAGAGAAGUUAUGUAGUUUUCCUCUUGGAAGCAUUUACUAUGUUUGUUUUCCUUUUCGUUUUUCUCUUUCUUUCUCUCUCUGUCUUUUGGGUUGAUCUUACAUCUUCGACGAAUUACUUCUUAUUGUAACAGUGCCUUUUGGGGUUUUUCGACUUUUCCUUACUGGCAAGAAUGACAUUAAUGCUAUAGCUUUAGGUAUAGUGUUUGUUUUUACACCGGUUUUUGUUGUUUUUCUGCUGCUUUUCCGACCACUUUUACUUCGCUCUAGUUCGGAACAUCCAAAACGUGCACGCAUAGAAUUUAUGUUUUUUUGUUUUUGUUUGUCUUGGUUUAUUCGUUAUGUUUUUUACAUCUUUUCUUUGCUUCCUGCGUCCCCAUUGCUAGUAGAUUUUCCUUUUAGUUUGCAUACAAUUGCUCUGGUUGACACAACCAAAAAAUCACAGCUAAUAACUAGAUCUUUAUGUUUCGUUCCAUUUCCUGCGUGUGUAUGCAUGCGGCUUUUCUCUCUCUCUCUCUCUCUUCUAUCUGCUGUCAUAUUUUCUUGUUACUUGUUUGCCGGGGUACGCUUUGAUGCAACUUUUACACGUUGUUCUGCUACUACGUCAAAUGCUUAAAAUAAAUAAAACCAUCGCGAUCCACACCUCAGGCCCGCUCACCAUGCAGAUUGAUGCGAUACAUUUUUUGCUAUUUAUAAUGGUACUGAGUACUUAGCAAAUGAAUAUAAUAUACAAUGGGAAACAAUGAGACGAUACUAAAAAAAGAGUAAUUCCUUAAUGAUCAAUUAACGACCCUAUAAAUCGAUCGAUAAUUUUUCAACAAAAAACAACUCCUACAUUCUUUGCUAAACAUCAUUACAAUUUCAAGUCCCUGUUUUGUAUUACUUCUUGUUCGCAACAUAAUGUAAUUCUAUUGUACUUAUUAGUUUAUAGUUUUGUCUUUUAUAUUGUUUCCUACAGUUUACCAAUACUCCAUUAUUUUCUUCUCAAGUAUGCAAGUAACAAAUGCACGUGGAAUGUGGGGUCUGUUCCCUCUCUUAUAGUACAGUAUAUUUAAAUGUUUCAUUCAAAUAUCAAUAAUUGACCAACUAAUUUGAUUUCGUGUCGAUUGUUUUAUUUUUCCCUUCCACUAAAAACAAACCGUCUACUAUUUCAAGCUGUAUAACAGACGAAGACCAUAUUGCUUAGAACACAUUAAAUCUGAACAAAAACGUAAGUGUUUUAACUAUAAUUUAAACAAAUUUAACCAUUAUAAACACACACUUACACCAUCUCAAACCGUCACACAUACACACACACGCACACGCACAAUGAUCGCUCUACAGUUGAUCUUACAGUGAAUCCAUUACAUUGCAUUCUUUUCUUCCCGUUGUUUUGCUACACAAUACGAUUCUAGGUUUCGUUUGCUACUCAUUUUUGUCGUUAUUAUUUUUUGUUCGUUUUUUUUCUUCAACUUUAGUUUUCAUAGUAUAGGAGAACAAACAGAAUGUAUAUAUAUUUGAGUUUUGUAUAUAUAUCUAUAUAGAUGUAUAUAUAUGCCAUUGGUUCAAUAUAUAAGACACGUAAAUGUUUUUUUUUUCUUCUUUCAAGCUAUCUCGUACUACUUAGGUUUAGUUUUCCUUGUGCCGUAAACAUGUGAACAGUAUCCGUCAUUUUUUAAAUCUGUUUUGUUUUAACGAAAUGUUUCAUCUCUACUAAUUUCGUCACUUUUCUUUCUUCGCUGUCGUCUCCUGUACUGCGCAAACACAAUUUCCUUGCUUUCUUUGCUUCGCUAGAUUUUUUGCUAUCUUGUCGCAAAACAAGUAUAAAGUGUAUCCUCACUCCUUUUCUAUGUCACUGGCGGGGGUUUGUUUUGCAAGCCUAACCAAGGAAUGAUACUCGAGACUGCUCUAUUAACCUAACUUUCCUAACACCUUUCUCUGCCUGACAGCUGACUCGCCCGGUACGCUAAUGGUUUCGAAACUUAACACGACGAAAAGCGCAAUAAUUAAUCACUAUGGAAGAUCAAAUUGCUAAUCUUUCUAAGCCGUAAAAUCCGGAUGUGUCUGUACUACUAUAUCAAUGUAUAUAAUCGUAUGGCGU